This is a messenger RNA of Eurytemora carolleeae, 1054 nucleotides long. Its product is annotated as ferritin heavy chain A. The coding region runs from base 73 to 921 and encodes 282 amino acids. The transcript is spliced from 8 exons. Gene Ontology annotation, molecular function: ferrous iron binding; ferric iron binding. The record is from RefSeq and is a predicted model, not a curated record. Gene Ontology annotation, cellular component: cytoplasm. NCBI's taxonomy places the organism in Eukaryota, Metazoa, Arthropoda, Copepoda, Calanoida, Temoridae. Gene Ontology annotation, biological process: iron ion transport; intracellular iron ion homeostasis.
ACCGAUCUUAACUGUAGAUAUUACUGAAGGUCUAAACAAGAUUACAAGUCUAAGAACCAUUGAAGAAGAGACAUGUUCCGCUUUAUAUUUUUGAUUAUUCAGAUACAGGUUCUAUUGGUGUGUAGUUUAAGAACUGAAACAAAAACAAGAUCUGAAGAUUCGUCAUCUGAGCCAAUAUCAGAGAAUAAGGAGCAGUUUGUCCAGCAGAGAGAAGUUCCAAUUUUAAACGAAGAAUUACCGAAGAGAACUGAGCCUGGUAACAAAAAAGGCAGGGAAGGAAAAUCACUGUUGGUAACCUCCAGGAAGGUAACCAGGGUCAGACUUGGAAGGUCUGCCGAGCUUAGCAGAAGAGUAACUGAUCAAGAUGAAGAAGAUGAGGAUGGUGUUAACAAGCCCUUAGCAGCUGUUAACAGAGAGAUUAGAAUGAACUUUGAUGAGGAAGUUGCAUCAUUGAUCAAUGAUCAGAUAAACCUCGAGUUCAGGGCUAGUUAUAUAUAUCUAUCCAUGAGUGCCUGGUUUGCGGGGGAUAAUCAAGCUCUCACAGGGUUCGCUAAACUGUUUAAGGGAAAUUCUGACGAAGAAAGAGAUCAUGGAAUUAGACUGAUCAAUUAUAUGGCAGAAAGAGGUGGAACUGUUCAAUUUAAGACAAUUGAUGAACCAAAUAUCCUGAAAUGGGGAACUCCAACUCAAGCGUUCAAGGCUGCCCUUGGUCUAGAAAAGGCAGUAAAUCAAGCAUUACUCGACCUUCACACUAAAGCUAGCGAAAAGGGGGACGCACAUCUCACCAACUUCCUUGAGGAGUUCUACCUGACUGAGCAGGUGAAGGAGAUGAAGAAGAUUGGGGAUAUGCUCACCAGACUAGACAGAGCUGGGGAAGGAAUAGGACUUCAUAUACUAGAUCAGGAGCUACUUCAUGCAUAACUAGUUCUUAAAUGAUCACAAAACCCAUCAUUUCUAUAAUAAACGAUCUACACAACUGUUUCAACAAUAUAUAUUAUCUACACCUGCCGACCAAAUGGCAAAACUGAAUAAAAAAUAUAUCAAAAUAAAAUAA